Messenger RNA from Thamnophis sirtalis, 2688 nucleotides. It is a transcript of the gene RIT1, whose product is annotated as Ras like without CAAX 1. The record is from RefSeq and is a predicted model, not a curated record. Gene Ontology annotation, cellular component: membrane. NCBI's taxonomy places the organism in Eukaryota, Metazoa, Chordata, Lepidosauria, Squamata, Natricidae. Gene Ontology annotation, biological process: signal transduction. Gene Ontology annotation, molecular function: GTP binding; GTPase activity.
UCAGCGGGCGGGAAGAUGAGGCGGCGAAGCGCGCUCCGUCGCCUGAGGGGAAGCCAGGCCCGUUGACGCCCCUCCAGCCUCCCCCGGCAGGCCUCGCGAGGCGGGAUGGAGUCCACCGGGCCUCGGCCCCCGGUUGGAGUCGUCUCGGGCCCGCCCGCGGGGCAACCCCGGGAGUACAAACUGGUCAUGUUGGGCGCCGGCGGGGUCGGGAAAAGCGCCAUGACCAUGCAGUUCAUCAGUCAUCGGUUUCCAGAAGACCACGAUCCCACGAUCGAGGAUGCUUACAAAAUGCGGAUCCGGAUUGACGACGAACCUGCUAAUCUGGAUAUUUUGGACACUGCAGGCCAGGCCGAGUUCACUGCUAUGAGAGAUCAGUACAUGCGAGCCGGCGAGGGGUUUAUUAUCUGUUACUCCAUCACGGAUCGCCGAAGUUUUCACGAAGUCCGGGAGUUUAAACAGCUCAUCUACCGUGUCCGGCGUACGGAUGAGACUCCCGUCGUUCUGGUCGGGAACAAGUCCGACCUAACUCAACUCAGGCAGGUCUCCAAGGACGAAGGCUCGGCCUUAGCCCAGGAGUUCGGCUGCCCCUUUUUUGAGACCUCCGCUGCCUUCCGCUACUACAUCGACGACGUCUUCCACACCCUCGUCCGUGAAAUCCGGCGGAAGGAGAAGGAAAUCGUCACAGCGCUGGAGAAGAAGUCCAAGCCGCGUCCGAGCGUUUGGAAAACCUUGAAAUCGCCCUUCUGCAAGAAGAAAAAUUCCAUAACCUGAAACCCCCUCCCUUCUCCUCCCCCGCCCCCAAAGAAGACCUCCCUUAACCAGAGGGAGGAAUCAGCUCUGCAGAGGGAGCCCUCCAGAUUUGAACUCUCUUUCUGCUGAGCAUGUAAACGGAAGUCCUGAUUGGUGCAAAAAAGCCAACGACCCCCAUAUGGUCGUCCUUCCGCAAAAUAAUUUUUUCCUUCAGCAUUGAGCGAUACACGGCUUCUCUGCUUGCAAUUCCUGCCUACCCAACCCGAGCGGAGUUCGCCGAGAAAUCAAUGGACAUGGAAACGAGCCAAACCACCUUUGCAAACAAGCCGUCCUCGCGUCUCGUGAGGGCGGCGAGCCGACCUUGUUGGGGUGCCGUGGCUAAUUUUGGCCCGGGUUGGCGUUUCAGCCACGAUUGGGGAGGAAUCUUGGCCUUUGACGGAGUGGGAGGGUGACACCGUUUAGAAGCAGUCCAAAUUCUUUAGCCUGGGGCAAGGCGGAGGGGGCCGACGGGACACGCCGCAAAACCAGGUUUUUACAUUUUCACUCGGGGUACAGGAUGCCAACGGGCCUGUGAGGAGCAACUGCAAAGACUCCUUAAAUUUUUUGGAAACUCUGCUGUAGCAUCUGUUUCUCGUGCCACCUCUUUCGCGAAAGAGGGCUGCUCCCCUCUUUCCCGCCCCCCUGUGUGGCAUCCGCAAAAGUGGGGCUGGGGAUUCCACGGCAAAGUAGUUUACGCCGCUUUUAACAGGAGAACGGAAGGGACCUCCUCGGAGGUCUUUUAGUCCAACCCCCUGCUUAAGCAGGAAACUGGGAAUUGAAGCUGCAAGGCCCCACAGCCAUCCUGUGGGGAAGGGGGGGGGAGUUGCUUAUUCAUCUUUAUAUUGCUUGCGUAAAGGUGAUUUAAGAUAGAUGUUCCAGAAUGUUCCGGAAGAAUGUUCAGAAAUAGAUCGGUGCGGUGGCCGAGAGGUGGAGCUCUCACCUCAGAAUGAGGAGUUUGAUAGGAGUUGGAUCCUAGGUAGAGGCAGAUAUUUCUCUCUCUGUUCUCGCUGAGAAUAUUAUCUGCUGAAGAAAACUCCGCUCUGGUGACACGAAAGGCAUCCGGCCAGUAAAAAACUCAGCUUCAUUCAGUUGCUCAGACUCCCCUCCACAAGGGAUGAUGGGGUCAUUAGAAGAAGACGAGGGUGUUCAGAAAUCAUAUUCACGGAUCCAAGUUUGAAUGAAAACCAUAAAAACGUCCACGGGAUUGGGAGCGAUUUAUGUCGGAUUCCGUCACUGACAAGAGCAAGGAAGUGGGGGGAGAGAGAGAGAGAGAGAGAGGUCGAUCAGGGUCGUGCUCUGAGAAACGGAAGGAAGGGAUGCCGAGAGGCAAUAAGGGGAACGUGGUUAAUUGGAGGUGUAAAGUUGUAGCAUGGCAUAGAGCAAGUGGUCAGUUGGAUUUGGGAGACGAGUUUGUAAAACCUCAGUUAGGGGAGAGAGUGGUAAGGUGUUCACUUCACCUGCGCGAAGACCAGCAUCAAAUUUGUAGCCUAAGUCACAAGGCGUGUGUGUUGGUUAGCAGAGUCUUGAGAUUUUGGCCGCGCUGAGCCAACGGGGCCCAUCUGCUUUUAUUAAUUGAAAGAGUUUGGGUCAGUUUUUCCCCCCUGGGGUGCCUUGUGGAAGGACCCCAAAAUCGAAGCCAACGUGAAUGAAUUAUGGAGGUUUUGAUAGAGAGGCUCGCAGGUUUUGAGUAAGGUCCUUUGUUGAAGGUAAGAGAAAUGUAUAUCUCCGAGAUCUGAGUCCUUCCGGUUUUAGUAGCCACGACACAUUCCUGCGGCCAUUUUUGCAAAGUGUUUGUAAUUGUGUGUGGUUUGCGAUCAGGGGGGGGUCAGGAAAUAAGGACAGCCCUUUGCCAAGUUUCCUAAGAAUGAGAGAAAACAAUGGAAACUUUUUUUUUUUUAA